AUGACUGCUCAAAGAUUGAAGAUCGGCUGUGCUGGUCUCGGCCGUAUGGGCAAGCGCCAUGCCCUAAACUUCCUGGAGCGUACCCCCCGAGCUGAGCUUGUGGCUGCCAGCUCCCCUGACCCUGUCGAACUCGAAUGGGCCAAGAUUCACCUCGAACCUUAUGGCGUAACUCUGUACCAGAACUACGACGACAUGCUCAAGCAUGAAGGUCUGGUAGCCGUGGUGGUUGCGUCGGCAACUGCAGUGCAUGCCGAGCAAGCAAUCAAGGCAAUUCAAGCAGACAAGCACACUCUUUGCGAGAAGCCCAUCUCUACAAGCCCCGAAGUGUCCCAAUCCGUGGUCGACGCAGCAUUCAAGAAGCCACACCUGAAAGUGAUGUGCGGCUUCUCCCGCCGCUUCGACAAGUCCUACCGCGACGCCCACGAAAAAAUGCAAUCAGGCGCAAUCGGCACCGCCUCCGUCCUCCGCAGCCAAACCUGCGACAAACUCGACCCAACCGGGUUCUUCGUCGCAUACGCAGAGUUCUCUGGCGGAAUCUUCGUCGACUGCUCCAUCCACGACAUCGACCUCACACUCUGGUUCUUCGGCGACAACUGCAAAGUGAAGUCCGUAUCGGCCGUAGGCAACACCGCCGUCGAGCCCGAUCUCCGCAAGCACAACGACCGUGAUAAUGCCGUCGGCUUGGUCGAGUUCUACGAUGGCCGCAUUGCAUACUUCUAUGCUUCCCGUAUGAUGGCUGCUGGUCAGGAGGAUACUACGGAGAUCAUUGGCACCAAGGGAAAACUCGCGGUUAACACCCAGCCUGCCCUGAACCAUGUUAAUAUCUAUGAUGAGUCUGGUAUCAGGAGGGAGAUUCCUCAGAACUACUAUGAUCGCUUUGAGUAUGCGUUUGUUACCGAGGCGAAUGAGUUCUCCGCUGCUUGUCUAGAUAACACGGCGUUGCCGAUUGACCUGAACAAUGCUGUUAAGGCUGUGAGGAUUGGGGCUGCGUUGCAGGAGUCCUUGAUUAGCGGGAAGAAGAUCUUCUUCGAUGAGGAUGGAACCCGGUCUGAGGUGUCUCGUCUGUGA
Messenger RNA from Penicillium verrucosum, 1068 nucleotides. RefSeq names its product putative NAD binding Rossmann fold oxidoreductase. Gene Ontology annotation, molecular function: oxidoreductase activity; nucleotide binding. The transcript has 2 exons. Lineage: Eukaryota; Fungi; Ascomycota; Eurotiomycetes; Eurotiales; Aspergillaceae. Gene Ontology annotation, cellular component: cytoplasm. Gene Ontology annotation, biological process: NADPH regeneration. The record is from RefSeq and is a predicted model, not a curated record. The coding region runs from base 1 to 1068 and encodes 355 amino acids.